AUGAAAGGUACAAAAAUAAUCCAAAUGUCAAUAUCAAACAUUAGAUUUUUAGAUUCGUUGAACUAUUUACCGAUGCCACUUGCUCAACUGCCAAAAGCUUUCGAUUUAUCAGUUAAUUUAAAGAAAGGAUAUUUUCCUCACUUAUUCAAUACAGAAAAAAACAAAGAAUACGUUGGACCAUUACCACCACAUGAAUACUACAAUCCAAACUUAAUGUCAAAACCAGAACGAUUAAUUUUCUUUAAAUGGUACGAUGAAAAUAAAAACACCGAAUUUAACAUGCGAAAGGAGAUUGUAGAAUACUGUAAAAACGACGUAAUUAUUUUAACGAAAGCUUGUUUAAAGUUUAGAAAUAUUAUACUAAAAGAUAACAAUGUAUGUCCGUUUACUGAGGCUACAACCAUUGCAUCAACUUGCAAUUUGAUUUUUCGACGGAACUUUCUCAAAGCUGAAACAAUAGGACUAAUACCAAAAAAUGGAUAUAGAUUUACAGAUAUCCAAUCAAAAAUAGCUUUACAAUGGUUAAUUUGGGAAGAAGACCAGCGAAAAAUUAAUAUCCAACAUGCCGGUAAACAAAAAGAAGCUAUCAUAAAUAAUUUAAAAGUAGAUGGAUUUUGUGAAGAGACCAAUCAAGUUUUUGAAUUUCAUGGAUGCUACUAUCAUGGACAUCCAAAAUGUUUUUCUUACAGGCGUGACGAACCAUUAGAAAAAAACGCAACAGACACGCUAAAUUCAAGAUAUGAAGCUACAAUUUCAAAGUCAGCCCGACUGCGUUUAUUUGGUUAUGAAGUCAUUGAAAAAUGGGAGUGCGAAUUUAGAGAACAAUUGAUUGAUAACCCAGAUAUGUUUUAUUUAAACGAUCAUCCUAUUUUAAUAAAUCUUCCACUUGAUCCUCGGGACUCUUUCUUUGGUGGACGAACUGAAAAUAUAGUUACUUACUACAAAGCUAUGGAAAAUGAAAAAAUUAAAUAUAUUGACGUUUGUUCUCUUUAUCCUUAUGUUUGUAAAUAUGGUAAAUUUCCCAUCGGACACCCAGAGAUUAUUGUUGGAAACGAUGAAUGCAUGAAACAAAAUUUGAAAACUACAGACGGAUUAAUAAAGUGCUCCAUUCUUCCUCCAACAGACUUAUUUAUCCCAGUACUUCCAAUAAAACAAAACAAUAAACUAAUCUUUACUCUUUGCUUUACAUGUAGUGAAGAAAAAAAUAUGGACGAUUGUACACAUGCUGACAACAAAAGGACAUUGAAUGGUACUUGGGUUAUAGAUGAAGUGGUGAAAGCUUUAACAAAGGGAUACAAAAUAAUAGAAAUUCACGAGAUUUGGAAAUAUUCAGUCCAGCAAUAUGAUAAAACUUCAUCUAAACCUGGGUUAUUUACUGAUAUAAUGGAUAAAUUUUUAAAAAUAAAACAAGAAUCAUCAGACUGGCCUAAAACGUGUGUUAAUAAAGAAUUGAAACAGCAAUACAUAGAAGACUUCUUCGAAAGGGAAAACAUAAAAUUAGACGAAAAUAAAAUAUGUGCAAAUCCUGGAAAAAGAUCAGUUGCAAAACUUAUAUUAAAUUCAUUUUGGGGUAAAUUUGGACAAAAAGAAAACCAAACACAGACAGAAAUAAUUAAGACUCCAGCUAAUUUUUAUACACUAAUGACUGAUCCAAACAAGGAAGUUCAUCAUAUAUUGAUUAUAAACGAUGAGACUUUGGUUGUUAAUUGGAAGUUUAAGCAUGAUGAAAUAAAACCAUUGAAAACUGUAAAUGUAUGCGUAGCAAGCUACACCACUGCACAAGCACGAUUGAAGCUCUAUAGUUAUUUAGAAAAGCUGGAAAACCGAGUGUUGUAUUACGAUACUGAUUCUAUUAUAUUUAUUUCAAAAGAAGGUGAAUACGAACCACCGUUAGGUAACUUCAUCGGGGACAUGACAGAUGAGCUCACGUCAUAUGGCGAUGGUAGUUUUAUAACUGAAUUUGCUUCUGGAGGACCAAAAAAUUACGGGUACGCAGUGUAUUCAACAAAAAGUCAAAGUCAGGUAGCAACAUAUCUUGUUUUAAAUAAUGAUAAGGAAGGUGUCAAAAUUAUAACUUCAAAUUUCGUAAGAAAUAAUCAACACAACGUUAUAACAGCUCCACAAAUAAAAACAUACAGGUAA
This is a messenger RNA of Condylostylus longicornis, 2142 nucleotides long. RefSeq lists its product as uncharacterized. The record is from RefSeq and is a predicted model, not a curated record. NCBI's taxonomy places the organism in Eukaryota, Metazoa, Arthropoda, Insecta, Diptera, Dolichopodidae. Bases 1 to 2142 code for a protein of 713 amino acids. Gene Ontology annotation, biological process: DNA replication. The transcript has 3 exons. Gene Ontology annotation, molecular function: DNA binding; DNA-directed DNA polymerase activity; nucleotide binding.